Molecule: messenger RNA, 1554 nt
Organism: Lucilia cuprina (Australian sheep blowfly)
Lineage: Eukaryota; Metazoa; Arthropoda; Insecta; Diptera; Calliphoridae
Product: outer membrane protein A-like
Exons: 3
Coding region: 1-1554 (517 amino acids)
Source: RefSeq, a predicted model, not a curated record
AUGAUAUUAAAUAAGAAACAAAUUACAUGGGUCAAUGCUAUUGCUAAUGCUAUUGCUAAUGCUAAUGCUAAUGCUAUUGCUAAUGCUAUUGCUAUUGCUAUUGCUAAUGCUAUUGCUAAUGCUAUUGCUAAUGCUAUUGCUAAUGCUAUUGCUAAUGCUAUUGCUAUUGCUAAUGCUAUUGCUAAUGCUAUUGCUAAUGCUAUUGCUAAUGCUAUUGCUAAUGCUAUUGCUAAUGCUAUUGCUAAUGCUAUUGCUAAUGCUAUUGCUAAUGCUAUUGCUAAUGCUAUUGCUAAUACUAUUGCUAAUGCUAUUGCUAAUGUUAUUACUAAUGCUAUUGCUAUUGCUAAUGCUAUUGGUAAUGCUAUUGCUAAUGCUAUUGCUAAUGCUAUUGCUAAUUCUGAAGAAUCGAAUACCAAUGCUAUUGCUAAUGCUGUUGCUAAUGCUAUUGCUAAUGCUAAUGCUAAUGCUAUUGCUAAUGCUAUUGCUAUUGCUAAUGCUAUUGCUAUUGCCAAUGGUAUUGCUAAUGCUAUUGCUUACGCUAUUGCUAAUACUAUUGACAAUGGUAUUGCUAUUGCUAAUGCUAUUGCUAUUGCUAAUGCUACUGCUAAUGCUAUUGCUAAUGCUAUAGCUAAUGCUAUAGCUAAUGCUAUUGCUAUUGCUAAUGCUAUUGCUAAUGCUAUUGCUAAUGCUAAUACUAUUGCUAAUGCUAUUGCUAUUGCUAAUGCUAUUGCUAAUGCUAAUACUAUUGCUAGUGCUAUUGCUAGUGCUAUUGCUAUCGCUAUUGAUAAUGCUAAUGCUAUUGCUAAAGCUAUUGCUAAUGCUAUUGCUAAUGCUAUUGCUAACGCUGUUGCUAUUGCUAAUGCUAAUGCUAUUGCUAAUGCUAUUGUUAUUGCUAUUGCUAAUUCUAUUGCUAAUACUACUGAUAAUGCUAUUUCUAUUGUUUAUACUAUUGAUAAUGCUAAUGCUAAUGCUAUUGGUUAUACUAUUGAUAAUGCUAUUGUUACUGCUAAUGAUAUUGCUAUUGUUAAUGCUGUUGCUAUUGUUAAUGCUAAUGCUAUUGCUAUUGCAAUGGCAUUUGCUAAUGCUAAUGAUAUUGCCAUUGCUAUUGCUAACGCUAAUGCUUUUCUAAGGAAAACAAUUACUAAUGAUAUUGCUAUUACUAAUGCUAAUUCCAAUGCUAUUGCCAAUGCUAAUGCUAUUGCUAAUGCUAUUGCUAAUGCUAUUGCUAAUGCUAUUGCUAAUGCUAUUGCUAAUGCUAUUGCUAAUGCUAUUGCUAAUGCUAUUGCUAAUGCUAUUGCUAAUGCUAUUGCUAUUGCUAAUGCUAUUGCUAAUGCUAUUGCUAAUGCUAUUGCUAAUGCUAAUGCUAUUGCUAUUGCUAUUGCUAUUGCUAUUGCUAUUGCUAUUGCUAUUGCUAAUGCUAUUGCUAAUGCUAUUGCUAAUGCUAUUGCUAAUGCUAUUGCUAAUGCUAUUGCUAUUGCUUAUGCCAUUGUUAUUGUUAAUGCUGAUGCUUGUACGCAGAAUUAUUCUGGUGGCAUUAUAAAUCAAAAUUACUAA